Macroventuria anomochaeta is the source of this 1168-nucleotide messenger RNA. Its product is annotated as U-box domain-containing protein. The record is from RefSeq and is a predicted model, not a curated record. Bases 1 to 930 code for a protein of 309 amino acids. Lineage: Eukaryota; Fungi; Ascomycota; Dothideomycetes; Pleosporales; Didymellaceae. Gene Ontology annotation, molecular function: protein-folding chaperone binding; ubiquitin protein ligase activity. The transcript has 3 exons. Gene Ontology annotation, biological process: positive regulation of proteolysis; protein quality control for misfolded or incompletely synthesized proteins; proteasome-mediated ubiquitin-dependent protein catabolic process. Gene Ontology annotation, cellular component: cytoplasm.
AUGCCGCCUGGCAACGAGUAUGCCGCCGAGCAGCUCAAAGCUCAGGGAAACGCUUGUUUUAAGAAUGGCGACUAUGAAGGCGCUGAAGGGUACUAUUCCCAGGCUAUUCAGAAGAACUCGAGUAACCCACUACUAUUUACCAAUCGCGCUAUGGCGCGGAAUAAAUUGGAGAAGUGGGAGGGUGUGAUAGAUGACUGCAUACGGAGUAUCGAGCAGCUGCCGGAGAACAUGAAGGCGUUCCACUUGCUGUCGCAAGCCCAGCUCGCUGUGAAUCACCCCAACGAAGCCCUCUCGAGUGCUCUCAAAGCGUACGAGUACUGCACGAAAUCCACACAACAGACCACCUUCUCGAACGCCGCUCUUAUAUCACAACAUGUCCUAAAGUGCAAGAAGCGCAAAUGGGAAAUCCGCGAACGCGAGCGAAUACGGCGGCGAGGCGACCUCCUCUCCGACCUCGAAGAAAUGCUCGAGCGAGACCACAAAAAAGACCUCGACGACGUCGAUGCACGCAUGGAAUCCGGCUCAACAAGUCGCACAGAAGGGCACGAAGAGAAAGAAGAGCGCCGCCUCGAAUUCGAAAAGAAACGCGACGACCUCCGCACUGCGUUCGCCAUCUCUGAUCCGGAUCACCAGCAGAAGCGCGAAGUGCCGGAUUACCUUGUUGAUGGGAUUACCUUUGAGAUCAUGCAUGAUCCGGUUGUGACGAAUAACGGGAGGAGUUAUGAGCGGGCGACGUUGAUUGAGCACUUGAAGCGCAGUCCGACGGAUCCGUUGACGAGGGAGCCGCUGAAGAUUAGUGAGCUCAGGCCGAAUUUGGCGCUCAAGGAGGCAUGUCAGGAGUUUAUCGAGAGCAACAGUGGGUGGAUAUAUGACUGUGAGGACGGUGAAGUAGACUCAGACAGUCGUUGGGCCCAUCUCUCGCAUGUCUAAGGUUGAAAGGGAAGCGAUCCUAUUUGCAUCAUCAGGAGUCCGGGAACUUUGUGUCAGUGUUUACGAUGCAUCUGAGCGCUUGUCGAAUGACCCAUCUUUUGGCCAUAUUGCUAUAUACCCUCGCAAAGCUCAUCGCUGAUUUCCAGUUUCUCAGAACAUUGCUGAACGGUUUUUCCCUUGCUGACACGGUGUAGGCUAAACGCAACCUUGGAACUGCAAAUGCGGGUUUUGAUCCUUC